Messenger RNA from Ailuropoda melanoleuca (giant panda), 3493 nucleotides. It is a transcript of the gene PROSER2, whose product is annotated as proline and serine rich 2. Lineage: Eukaryota; Metazoa; Chordata; Mammalia; Carnivora; Ursidae. The transcript has 4 exons. The coding region runs from base 160 to 1545 and encodes 461 amino acids. The record is from RefSeq and is a predicted model, not a curated record.
CGGAGAGCAGGCGGCGCGAGGCUCUGGGUCGCAGUCGGGGUGGGCACCCGCGGUCCCCGGCGCGGGGGCUCUUUCCAGAGGCAGUUGCUACUUGAGAAUGGGACCCUGACCCUCUCCCCACUUCCUGUGACCGGGCCAGCGGCCGAGGUGUCUGUGGGGAUGCCUGUGAACCGCCAGCAGUCAGACUCUUCGGAGAUGGACUCGGAUGUGUCCCCCGGCUGCGGGCUCAGUGACCUGAGCAGAGGGGGCAGCUUGGACAGUCGAAGCAGCAGCUCCCGCUCCCGGAGUUUGACUUUGGAUGACGAGAGCCUGAAGUACCUGACACAUGAGGAAAAGGAUGUCAUCCUGUUUUUUGAAGAGACCAUUGAUUCCCUGGAAGACGACUUUGAGGAGCAAGUCCUGUGUGACAGCCACUCUCCGGGGUCUCUGGAAGAGCGUGCUUCCGGUCACUCUGAGCCGGGAGAGGUCAUCGAUUUAGUGCAGCCAGCACCGGAGGCGGGAGAACUGGAGUGCCUCCCGGCUGGGACGGAGGCUGCAGGGGCUGGCCCUGCCGGGAAGGAAGACAUUCCCGUCCUUGAAGGCAGGAACCCAGAGGCCGACGGUCCUCCCCUGCCAGACUCCGCAGCUCCAGAGGCCCCUCCAGUGCCGCCCACCCAGCCUAUGGUUGCAGUGGCCGCGCCCCCCAGAAAGGAGCUGCCAGCUCCCACUCCCCCCGCAGAGCACCCCAAACUGCCCCGCUCCGUUCCCACCCCACUGGUGAUCGCUCAGAAAAUGUCUGAGAAGUUAGCUGGAAGUGAAGCACUUUCACCCGCGUCCCCCUCCAAGGAGGGCAAGCCGGGGGAAUGGAGGACACUGCCUUCGGGGGCUCCUCGGAACGGGGACCCCUUCCUGUGGCACAGACACGCGGCCCAGCCCCUGCCCAAGAUCCACCGCUUCCCGAGCAACAUCAGCGUGACCAACAGCGCGGGGAAGGAGUUCAACAAGACCAUCUCCAAAGCAGCCGUCAACGUGCAGGAGCGGAAGGCCCGGGUCUUGGCCAACAUCAAUGGCGUGUCUUUCCUGACCACGGGGGAAGCGGAAGACCGGGCCCCCAGGGCUGAUGUCGCCGAGCAGGGCAGAAGCAUCCAGAGCAAGCCAGGCCCGGUCCAAGAAGCCACGUCCACGCGUCCCGGUGGCCACACCAGCACCCAGCAGUCCAGAGGCGUGCAGACAGAAGAGUGCCCGCCGAUGGCCAAUGGCUUCCAGAGCAUCCACGACGUCCUCAAGAGUGAGCCCAGUGCCUUCGUCUCGACUGGAAAAACUGUCACCUUCCAUCCAGACCCGGCGCUUGCCAGCAAACUUGCACGCCAGAACGCCAGCAGGAGCCUUUAUGAGCACCGGCAGCCGGACUGUGGCCAGGAUGCCAGAAAGCGGUCAGGUUCACUGCCCAGGGCUGUUGGGUUCAGGCCCCAGGGCAUCACUGUCCAGUUUUCUGGCCGUGGCUCCACAGAGGAGGCCCGCCGGGAGGCCCUGCGCAAGCUCGGCCUUCUGAAGGAGAACUUGUGAUGGAGGAUGGGGUGGGGCUGGAAAGGCACGAUGGCCAGACCCGCGUGGCCUAACACGGAUGUGCCUGCGUGAGGAGCAGUGGCCACGGUCCCAGGGCUGUGCCCUGUGGAGGACGAGAGAGGACAGGUGCCAGGACUCCGCAGUCCAGGCAGAGGGAGUGGGGACAGGAAGUGCUGCCCGACGCCACUGCCACAUUGGAGCAGGACGAUCCUUCCGGGAGAGUCCGGUCCCGUAUCUUGUCUUCCUUUUUCCGGGAGCUCAGAGAAGAACCCUGACAACCCUAAUACCAUAUCUUUUUUUUUCUUUUUUUUUUUUGGAUUUAGAAGGAGGGUGAUUGGGUCUGAUUUGUUAUUCUUCAGUCUCUCAUCUAGACUCUUAUCCCCAGGACAUGAUGCCCAAGCCAGGUAACAUUUCCGACACUCAAUUAUCCAUGAAAGGGAUCUUCUCUUCCUUUUCUGAGAAAAUAAAACGGAAAUGCCCAAUUUUCAUAACAUCUCAGAGCAUCUCCUUUGGUUUUUCUGUUUGGUUUUCAGGGGUAAAAUUUGGUGUGUUGGCCCUAGAUGUGCCUUUGUUUUUGGAUAUAAUUUGGUUUGCCCAUUUGUUUUGUUUUGUUUUGUUUUGUUUUUAAUUGAAAAUUGAAAUGAACCCUUCAGAGUAUGAUUUACUGUAAUUUUGAGUUACGGGAGUGGAAGGAAAAGUUUGGAUUUGGAAAAGGUGGUAAUUUUCAUCAGACUACGGGGGCUGUCACUGGGAGAUACGUGGGUGAGCGUGUAUUGUGUAUAUACCUGUACAUAAUGUGUGUUUAUAGAAACGUGUUCACACGCACAUACAUUCGUGAGUCCACAUCCGUAGACUUCUUAAGACCCUACCAAGUAACUUCAAGAUGCAAGCCCUUCCUACUCUCUUGACGGAUGCGGCCAUCCCAGCUGUGACGGGGGACACAGAGAUUGGUACCUUUAAGGGCACAUCUCCAUAAUCAAGAGAGCUUCUUGCUCACACAUGUGUUGCUCUGUGCCCAAGGAAGGUAAUACUCCAAGUAGGCUUCCAGAGAAGCAAGAUAGUUCCUUUUCUUCAUGAAGAACAUUUUUAAGGAUGUAUCCCCUAAUUUUAACCUGAUUUCCAUUUAUCACCCAAUUUUAGUUGUGCAUGUUCCAAGGUAGCUAGUAAACAGAAGGAAACAAAAACAUUCUUGAGAUCCCUCCUGUUCUGUGAGCAAGAUCUCAGGAUUAGUCUCAAAGGGGAAAAAACCCCAGCAAACUAGGUUCCACAGUCUGAGAAGAACUGCUUUUCUCCCAGACUGUGUGUUAUAGGCUGAGUUGUAGCCACAAGCAUUCUUAUUAAAACUAUUUAAGGCUGGAGUCUUAAGCCUCUAAAAAUAGGCUAGGAAGGGCCGCAAUUGCAAGUCACGCCCUUUUGUUAUUAUGUCUCAGCCCCUGUCACAGAAUCCGUUUCCUCCUGUUGAGUAUUAUUUAAAUUAAAACUUUUAAAUGCACCAUAAAGCACAUCCUUCAUAGUAUUCAAUUUGCCUUGUAAGUUACAUAAAAUGAUUGUCAUUUUUUUCCCUUAGAACUACAGUAUCUAGUGUCCUCAUCCCGCCCGUGUCCUCCUGAAACAAUCUUAUAGAUUCUUGAAGGUCUUAAUUUUAAUAGGUGCUUUGAUUUUACAGGUUUUUAAAAGAGUUUUUAUUGUACUCUUAUUUAUGUUGGAUUUGUUUGAAGAAUUCUGGAGGGCUGUAUUACCUUUUCACGAAGUGAGAUGCCAUACACAGUGUUUAAAAUUAGAGGGUCUUGAUAUGGGUAACAUUUUAAAUAUCCUUUAGAUAUGAGAAUUAUCUCUUUUAUGCUAUCCUGUGACUUCACUGUGAUUAAGGUCAACGUGACUAUAUAUUGGUAUAUUUGUUCUCAUGAUGACGUUUUGGAAAAAUAAAUUUAGAGAUUUAUCUUAAGUA